AUGGGUUGUUCGUAAACUAAGACAAAAUAAUCAAUAUUGGCCAAUCAAAAUUAUUUGCAAUCUGCUCAGAACGAGGCUAUGACUCAAUCAAAUAUUGAGAAAGACAAUAUUAAGUAUAAUAUUCUGAAGAAUCCUAUCAUUAUAAGAAGAACGGAAAGAAGAAAUAAGUUGCCUAACACUCCAGCUGAUACUCUAACAUGGAUCUAAUGA
Messenger RNA from Paramecium octaurelia, 210 nucleotides. Lineage: Eukaryota; Ciliophora; Oligohymenophorea; Peniculida; Parameciidae. The record is from the annotation of a GenBank genome assembly.